CAACUGGACGCUCGCUCCCAGGAUGCGUUCCAUCAUUCAUCGUCUCUUAGGAGGAACCCCUUAGUGCAGACCUCCAGACAAGGCUGCGCGCCUGAUUUUCUGUUACGCUCUCUGUCCCUCGAGGCCCGACGCCGAAUUUCCUAUUCGCUCUCAUUUCUUUUCUCCUCCUCCCCUCCCAGCGAAACACUCCACUCCCGAAGCCGCCAUUUCCCAUCGCCUGAGCGCUUGGGCUCAUAUCGCCGAUCAAUCGAGGGGAUCCCGACACCCCUGAUUCUCGCCGACUCAUCGCACGCCUGUCAACAUGUCGGGCCGGUACGAGCGGAUUAACGCCCAGGACGACGAACCCGAAACACCAACGGCCCCUUUGCCAAGGCCGACAUACCCGAUCCCCAACUCGCCGCCGCCAUCCUUCCGCUCUCGCGCCUCGUCACGAGAACGACAGAAUAGCGUUAACCCCGACCUCGCCGAUGCGUUUGACGCCGAUGGAGACGAGAGCGACGACGAGACGGAUGAUAGGCAGCGCCUAGUCCGCGGCAACUCGACGCCAUCAUUCAACAGCGCGACUCAGGCGGGGGACGCAUCACAAUCAGCGAGCCAGUCUACGCAACCAACACGGCCAGUAGGGGCCGCUCCGACCACGACCAGGGUAUACGGCAGUGGCAUUCAGUCAGAUGGCGUGUUCUCGAACCUGUCCGCGAAACCCGAGACGGGCGAUGCCGAGAAGGAAGAACUGCCUCCGUCCUAUGAACAAGCAGCUGCCGACCAAGCCCCUCCCUACUGGGAGACGACGAUCCUGGCGCCGGGCCUCGGCGGCCCCGACGACGUGUUCAUCGACGGCCUUCCCGUUGGCUCUUUCUUUGGCUUCGUCUGGAACGCCAUGAUCUCGAUGGCCUUUCAAUUCGUCGGUUUCCUCCUCACCUACCUCCUGCACUCGACCCAUGCGGCCAAGAACGGUUCACGUGCCGGUCUGGGCAUCACCCUGAUCCAGUACGGAUUCAUGAUGAAGAGCGCCCCGCCUGGGUCCGGCUCCGGGGGUGGUGCACCCUCCGACAUGGACGGAGAGGGGUACGCGACACCGGUGAAUCCAAACUCACACGACUUCGACGCAGGCGACGUCCAGGGAGGUGACAGUGUCGACGACAUCACGGGGACCGAUUGGGCGGCUUAUAUUUUGAUGAUUGUGGGCUGGUUUAUCCUGAUUCGGGCGGUCAGCGACUACUUGAAGGUGCGGAGGCAUGAACAGCUGGUGUUGCAGAGCCCGGAUCGGGGCCUCGGCGUCCCGAUCAUUGCCACGGGAGAGAACCCUGAGAGAAUGGUGUAGCGGAUGUGCUUGGGUCUUUGGUUUGUUGGCAUUAUCAGUUCGGCGCGAGGGAUACGCAACGGCGUUUGGGUGCCUCGAAGGGGAUGGGAUUGGUUUCAAAGUCAUCAUAAAUCAGGCUCUGCUCAGCCUUUUCACACUCAUAUCGCCGUACAGCAGUUCAUAAUAUCACACCCCAAUGUGACGGUUAGCGUAGAAAUCUCCUGAUUUUUUUUCCCCGAUA
Thermothelomyces thermophilus ATCC 42464 is the source of this 1541-nucleotide messenger RNA. RefSeq lists its product as uncharacterized. The transcript is spliced from 3 exons. Bases 302 to 1321 code for a protein of 339 amino acids. The record is from RefSeq and is a predicted model, not a curated record. Gene Ontology annotation, cellular component: endoplasmic reticulum; Golgi apparatus; perinuclear region of cytoplasm. Gene Ontology annotation, biological process: ubiquitin-dependent protein catabolic process; vacuolar transport; positive regulation of protein ubiquitination. NCBI's taxonomy places the organism in Eukaryota, Fungi, Ascomycota, Sordariomycetes, Sordariales, Chaetomiaceae.